Messenger RNA from Cokeromyces recurvatus, 730 nucleotides. RefSeq lists its product as uncharacterized. NCBI's taxonomy places the organism in Eukaryota, Fungi, Mucoromycota, Mucoromycetes, Mucorales, Mucoraceae. The annotation marks the transcript as partial. The record is from RefSeq and is a predicted model, not a curated record. The transcript has a single exon.
UUUUUUUUUUAAAAAACAUCAAAAUAAAUAAACAAAACUAUAAAGUCACAAUACACCCCUUAUUAUUGUAUAAUAUAAUAAUAACAAUUAUUAUAUUACUUUAUUUAUUAACAUCAUGAAAAAGGAUAAUGUCAUUGUGGCUCCACCUACACCACAAGUAACAUUACCACCCAUUGAAACAAAUACGCCAUUAUCAACGCCAAUUGAAAAGGAACUUCAACCUACGGUUUCCUCACCUAUACUCACCGGAAAAGAACAAGCUCUUACCCCUACCUAUACUUAUCGAGCAGGAUUAUCAACUAAGCCGCGAUUGCUUUUAAUGACAUCUAUUGGAUCAUUUUGGGGAUUUAGCAUUGGCGCUUUCUUAGGUGGACGGCAAUCAGGAUUACAAUACUUGGCAGAAAACGCACAUAAAUUACCAACAACUGUACAAGGAUGGUAUUUUUAUCAUAAAACAAAAAACUAUCGAAUGAUGCUAGGUGGUAUUAAACGAGGAAUUCAGUAUACAGGUAAAACAGGUGGAUUAUGCUUAUUAUACGGAUCCUUAGAGGCAGCUAUGGAUAAUAUACGAGGUGAGGCAGAUAUUUUGAAUUCUAUUACUGCCGGUGUGACAACGGGAACUCUAUUUUCAUUAUUCAGUAAGUGAUUGUGCAUGCAUGAUUUUACUUUUUUUCUAAAUUUGUUUAAACUGACUCUUUGUUAUGUAGCGAAAUUAACACGAGGCUCUUUU